Messenger RNA from Protobothrops mucrosquamatus (brown spotted pit viper), 920 nucleotides. RefSeq names its product integrin beta-5. Bases 1 to 459 code for a protein of 152 amino acids. NCBI's taxonomy places the organism in Eukaryota, Metazoa, Chordata, Lepidosauria, Squamata, Viperidae. Gene Ontology annotation, cellular component: cell surface; integrin complex; focal adhesion. Gene Ontology annotation, biological process: integrin-mediated signaling pathway; cell-matrix adhesion; cell adhesion mediated by integrin. The transcript has 3 exons. Gene Ontology annotation, molecular function: integrin binding. The record is from RefSeq and is a predicted model, not a curated record.
AUGAGUUUUGCGUUUGAAUAUAUUGCAAUGUAUUGCAUUAACACCCUUUAUUCCACUGAGAUUUUUAAUGUUAUUUCAGAAACCGAUGACCCUAAUUCAAUCUUAUGUGCUUAUCCGGUGAAGGAUUGUGUAAUGAAAUUCACAUACUCAGAACUCACCAAUGGAAAGACAAAUAUCAGUGUUCUCAAGGAACCAGAGUGUAGUACCGCCCCUGAUGUCAUGACGAUCUUACUUGCUGUAGUUGGCAGUAUUGUGCUUCUGGGCAUUGUCCUUUUGGCAAUCUGGAAGCUGUUGGUUACUAUUCACGACAGACGGGAAUUUGCCAAAUUCCAGAGUGAGCGUUCCCGGGCAAGAUACGAAAUGGCUACAAAUCCUCUUUACCGCAAGCCCAUCUCCUCACAUAGUUUAGACUUCACAUUCAACAAGCUCAACAGGACCUAUAAUGGUACCAUUGACUGAUGGGAUUACUCAGGUCUGGAAGAAAAAAAUGGAAUGUUUGAUAACUGCUUGGCUUCCUUCUUCAGUACUUGCCAAAGGGAAGAGGGAGCCCUUGGCAGCUGCACAAACCUUGAAUAAUGCCACAAAUAGCCAGAGACAGCUUCUAGUUGCAUGCUAAGGACAAAUGGCCAGCAGCCAACGUACUCUUCAGAUUUGUAACUCAAAGCCAUUCUGAUGUACUUGGAACCAGGCCUUGCUGAUUUGAGACUCUUCUGAUGUGGACUCUUUGGAAGCGCCUACAGACUGAACAAUAUACCAUUUAACAGUUUCAUCCAUAUUCAGUGGGCAAAGAUGUGCAGUCCCCAGGUCAGAGGGAUGUUUUGUUGCUGACAAUUUCUAGGGGGAAAAAAAAUCUAGCAAUGGAGAGCUUGAUGGUAAAAACUGUUAAAAAGAUCCCUAUGUAAUGCAGUCUUUAGAGUAAU